This is a messenger RNA of Notodromas monacha, 5144 nucleotides long. The record is from the annotation of a GenBank genome assembly. NCBI's taxonomy places the organism in Eukaryota, Metazoa, Arthropoda, Ostracoda, Podocopida, Cyprididae.
UAUAUGCAGAUGAAACAGAAAAUGUGACACUCAGUGCCCUCAGUCGAUCCAUGCGCUCGUGAUUUUUUUCUUUAUUCAACGAGCUGAGUGGAUUAAAAUUUCUCCGAAGUGAGAAAGAAGUUCUUAUUUGUCAAGAGUGAUGACGCUGAUGCAAAUGGCGGGAGCAUCGUCUGUGUCGGUGAAUGAUGAGUUGAACGAGGAGGACGAGGAGUUGGACACUGCAGAGGACCGAGUGACUGAAUGGAUCUUCAACUACCUCUUGGACGACGUGGUUCUGGGUUAUGCAUUUGAUGUCCACAGGGCUGUUUCCACGGGCCUGUGGCAGGCAGUAGAAGGUGUUCCUGAGGAUGAGGAACCCCAUAAGUUGGUCGACGAUCCAAAGUUGGACGUGUUUGGCCAGCCCCGAGGCCAGAAGAAGCCCCUGGAAUGCGCGUGUCCCCAGUGCAAUCGAACCCUGGCCGCCUACCGUUUCGCCCCGCAUCUGGAAAAGUGCAUGGGUAUGGGCAGGUCCAGCUCACGAAUUGCGAGUCAGAGGAUCGCCAAGACGAAUCGGGACAAUGGCGCGGACGACGACGGAGGUGUGCCCGAGGAUGACGACGACGACGAGUGGGAUUUCCGAAGCGAAGCUGCGAAACGAGCCAAGCCCAGUAAACAGAAGCAGGAGGCCAACAACAAAGCAGCUCAGGCGAGAGCAACAGCCGCUUUGCGAGAAGAAGAAAACGAGGAGGACGACGUUGUCGACGACGAUUCGAACGACGAAGACUUCGUGCUCAACGGCGAGCACUCGAGUGACGCCGAGUUUUUUGACGCAGGCUCGAACCAGUCUUUUGUUUCCAAUACCAGUGAUUCGAAGAAAUCAAAACAUAAGAAUAAGAAGACCGCCAACCAUGUUAACCAUGCAUUGAAUGCGAAACGGCAAAAAGGUGUGGAAACUCCGACGGAAUCUCGAAGCCGUUCCCCGUCAUCCCCACCGCGGAAAUUCUCGCCGUCCCCGAGCCCCAGUUCCCGGACGUCCUUCAAGGACGCCGACAAGAUGUCGUCAUCCUCUGGCCAAGCGUCGAAACCUCCGUCGAAAAUCGUCCUCAAGACGCUGUCGUCGUCGUCGUCAUCAUCAUCCGCAACGCCGUCCGUUUUCAUCGUGUCGAAGCCGUUUGCGUCCCCGUACGAGCCUUACACAGCUGGUCCUGCGGAAGACAUUACGCAUUACCACGGCCUGAAAGACAAGGACAAGAAGGCCCUGCUGAAGCAGAUUUGCGGGGCUCUCGUUGAGCAAGGACACAAGAUUUGCACGGCGACCAAGUGUAACGUGCAUUCGGAGGAGGACCGACGGUCAGCCAGGGUCAGGUUGACCAUGAUGAAAUCCGUGGCUGGGUUGCAGGUGGUGGAUUUGCCGCAGGAGGCCCAGUUGUUGCUGAAGAAGAAGUUGAAGGAUAAGCAUAGGAAGAGAAAUAGUGACAUUUUGCAUCGGCAUUGAGUGAUUUAGAAAAUUAUCCGAAUUUGUUUUGUUUUUUUCGGAAUGUUGAAAAUUACGCCGAAAAGGUCUGAAAGUUUGAAGAAAAUUAUUGUAGCAGUGACAUUUCACGUUAUUUUUUUCGAGUUGGAAUAAGCGAUGCAUUCAAUAUUUCCGGAAUUAAUCGACACAAAACGUUUCGCCGUUUUUCAUCUGGUUGAUGAAAAAAACCAGAAAAUGGUAGGUUCUUGUUUCGUUUUUUUAAUCAAAGAAUUGUGUCCCGUAUACUAUGGUUGUCCCGGUUGGACGCGACCUCUGAUAUUUUUAGAGUAGGUGUGAUAGUAAAAAAAAAUCACGACGCAGUCCAUGAUGUUUUAAUGUUCUGAGUUUUUUUUUUCUUUUUUAAUACAAAAAAUACUGCAUGAUGAUGAGUGAAAUUUUUUUUUUUAAUUCUGAGAUAAGAUCUCAGAUUACUGUAAUACUAAUUCGAAAAAUAUCAGAGGUCGCUUCCGACUGGGACAAUGCUUGUAUAUCGAAUGCGUGGAUCGCUUCUCAGAAAAUUGGAAGGCGCAUAAAUAAUUGGUCUGGAAAACAAACGAACGUCGCUAAUUUUUUCGGUAACAUGUUCUAAUUUCAAAGAAUUAUCCAAAAAAAUUUAACAAUGCAUUUAUGGCUUUGACAUUUUUGAGGUGUCCAACUUUCAAAAAUUCAAAGUUCCCGGUGACAAAUUUCAAAAUUUCUCGAAACUAUAGCCUCAAUUUUUUAUUACCGUGUAUUGUUUGGCUGGCGAAUCCACUGCUAGAAGUACUUCCUGAAAGCGUAUUUUGGUGUUGGAAUUAAAUACGGUGAUCAUAAUAUUUCGUAGACUUCUACUUCCCUUAAGAAUCUCAUCAUCCUUUAUUAGACCGCUUAUGAACAUUUAAGAAUGGGUUGCGAAUAUCAAGAUGAUUUUUUAUGUUUUUCAAACAGAAUGUGCUUUAGUUGCAGACUGGUCAUCCAUAUUUGUGCCGUACUUUCUGUGGACUCCCCUUCAAGAUCUCAAGUUGCUUUAUUGUACUUUUGUGGUCACUGUGCAUUUCAUUUAUCAUCUGUCGGGGUACAAUUCCGAGGAAAUUUUUUCAAUGAUCUGAGACUGCCACUGAAGCGAAGAAACAUUUCAAGUCAAUCGUGAUGUUGGCAAUUAUGUUUUGAAAUGCUGAAUGUGUUGCUUAUCAUACGGGAAAAAAAAGGGAAAUGUCACUCCUCUGAAUAUUCUUCAAACCUUCGGAUCUCUCCAUGUAUCAGGCAUGUUUUUGAAGUGUGGGUCGGAUCGUCGCAAAGUCUAACCAGCUGUAUGAUGACAAUCAAUGCUGUAUUUUUUUAUGCCGCUGAAUGAGAAGCAAAACCCCGUUGAAUAUGAAUAAUUUUCUGGGAAUAUUUCGGAGUAGGAGGACUUAUUUUGAGGGCAUACUUCGUGAAAUAUCUGGCGUGACCUGACCAAAGUUGAAAGUUUGUUUCAGUUUUUACUCCCGGAAGAUAUUGAGGAAAGUAUCUUCAUUUUAUUUCUUGUUUUAUCAUCCUUUUUUGCUCGUGCUCUUGAAACAACAGAAGAAGAUAGUUCGAGCAGAGCAAUAACUGUCAAUUUUCCCGAGAAAAAAAGGGAAAGAGGAUGUGUUUAUUCCAGAUUGAAGGCCGGGGUGGAAAUGCGCAUAACGUCGUUUUUUUUUUUCUCGGGGAUGUUUAACUUUUUUUCACAUUUUUUUACAGUAUGUCAUGAAACGUUUCGGUGAUUUUUUUUACCGAAUAGGAAUCUUAAACUAAUUGUGAACAUAACCGAUGCAAUAGUAUGCAAACGAACGCUGAAAACUGCACAGUGCUAAUGUUGAACGCAAUAAAAUAAAUUGAGUGCUUAGAUGUGUGAAGGCAGACAUACCACGGAAAUUGGGACAGAAGCAAUAACAAUUGAAAAAAAAAAGAAAAGAACAAUGACGGUCCGUCCCCUGGCUUUCUGACUUUCUAUGUAAAAUUUUCUAGUUGUCGGGUUCUGAACUGAUAAUGAAUGAGGAUAAAUGAAAAAAAAAAAUUGUGCAUUUUUAAAUUUUCAAUCGAUCCUUGAUCCCAUGAAAUGCGUUUUUUUAUAUAGUGUGCAAGAGUUGAUGCACAUGAUCAUUUCCUGACUUGUCUGUUUUAUGUUUGUUUUUUUUUUUUUGCUCAUCUCCAUUGAAAUGGAAAGAAAACGGAGUUGAGAGAGCAUCUCGAUCAGUAUGAAAAUGUUCUAUGAUUUUUGAAGUAGUCGAAGUGCUGCAAAACAUGUCGAAUACAGUGCAGUAAUGAAAAACAAUGAUGAAUGACAAUUUCUAUGGUAAUAUCCCAGGAACGUCUGAAACCGAUGUUUCCAUAAAGAAAAGAAAAGAUCAUGAUCUUGGGAAAUUCUUGUGAUACUGGCGCCGAAUGUGAAGAAUGCCGGGGAAUUUUGUGACCACGAACUUUCACUAAGCCAAGGCAGCAAUUAGACAAGAAAAAAGUGUGGCGAAUAAAAAGAGGCUUUCAAAUAAACCCAAUUUUUCAUGAUGAAUCUUACAUAGUUCCUUGGAGGAUUUUAAGUCAGAAAUGUUGGUCCUUGAAGAACCCAAUUGUGCAGAAAAAACGUAUGAACCAUAUCCUUCUGUGAGUUUGAUUGAUUGAAUUUCAAAUGCAUAAGUGAGAUUUUUUACUUUACUGUUGUCAAACAUUGAACUCGAGGUGUUCAUCAAUUUAUUGUGGAGUCAUGUACGUCUCUGCCUUAUCAAAAAAUUGUCGAAAUGCUUUAAAAUUUUAAAUUCUGUCCACCGAAGAACUUCGCGAUCUUGAUACAUUUUGCGGCAGUUCUUGUCGAUGUAUGUGCUAAUUAUUGAAAGAAAAAAAAUCCUCUGCGGAAUAAAUGUGCUUUUAGAGGAGUGCCAUGAAGCAAUAUCUACAUAUAUCAGUGUACAGAGCUGAGCUUAACUUAUUUUUGUUGAAUUUUUUUCUCGAUUAAGUGUUGACUUUAUUGUUGAAUGAGCUGUUCUGUCAAAGGUCAUAUUUUCCCUAUAUUUUUCAAUCAUUGGUGAACUUGAGCAUGCUUGAAAAGUUGAAACAGGUAUCUGGAAAAGGCGUCCAGUUGGGAUAUUAUUCUGUAUACAGAAAAGUUAUGAUGAGCACUUUUAUACAUGUAUCAUCCUUCUAUGGGAUGGAAAAUUAUCGUAUUAAUCGCCUACCAUUAUUUUUAUCUAGAUUUGAGAGAAAAGUGGGAUUUUUCUGUUUUCUCUGAAAGUUUUGCCUGGUGAUUUAUAAAAUUGUUUGUUUGAACAUCAAUUCUCAGAAGGGAAAGCAUUUUUUGUACUGUUGUGAUUCCGUUUAUGACAGUAACGUUGCGUUCGGUCUUGCCUCGUUUUCUUGUUCGACGAGUCCGUUUAAUUCGAAUGGAUUUACAGAAUUUCCGUCGAUUUGUGGGAAAAUGUUUCCUGCGAUCAAUACACGCGUGAUUGUGUGACAGAAUAGUGUGAGAAAAAUUUUGUUUCGUUCUCGUAUCGACUUCGUAUGUUUUGUUUAUUGUGUUAUCUUGGAUGAUUUGGAAGAUGAUUCUGGAGUUUUUUUUACUCAAUUAUCGCGUGAUGAGAAUUGUUUCGGCGAAAUAUUCAAAUCAAAAGGUUUUCUUUGAGGAAUGGUUGCUUUUCCCUAUUUCUUUGUUUGCCCC